Messenger RNA from Ruditapes philippinarum (Manila clam), 6620 nucleotides. Its product is annotated as putative mediator of RNA polymerase II transcription subunit 26. Gene Ontology annotation, molecular function: hydrolase activity, acting on carbon-nitrogen (but not peptide) bonds. NCBI's taxonomy places the organism in Eukaryota, Metazoa, Mollusca, Bivalvia, Venerida, Veneridae. The record is from RefSeq and is a predicted model, not a curated record. Bases 413 to 5332 code for a protein of 1639 amino acids. The transcript has a single exon. Gene Ontology annotation, biological process: carbohydrate metabolic process.
UCGUCUCUCGGUAACUACAUCAGAACAAUUUUCUACUUUCUCAGUGUCUGACAGCCUUCGUGGAGUGUGGACCUCCGUUUUGUAAUUAAUGCACGUUUUGAAAUGAAGAUUUUUUUGUUAAAGAAAUAAUUUGACAUUUCGAGUUUACGUUAAAUUUAGACAGAAGAUCCACCUAUUUUACAUCAACGUUGCAAAACUAAAAAGCUCGGUUGUAAAUUUCACAGACAGUAUGACGUGAACGAAAGAAAAAUGGAAAAUGACAUUAUCUGAACAAUUAAACAGUGUCAGAAAAUAGUGAUAAACGAUCGAAAACAAAUGAAAUAAACGGAAAAUAUCAUAUUUGAUAAGGAAAUAAUUUAUUUACAUUCAUUUCGUUGGAAUAAAUUGAAAGUAACUGAAAUAUACAGUAGAUAUGGAGUUUAAUUUAAUCAGUUUAUCAGCAUUGGGAUUAUUUAUUUUCUUCGGGAACAUUCUAGCAUAUGAUCCGGCCACGUGCGUGCAGUGCCGAGAAUCACACAUAUGCAAUCCCCCAGACUGUUUCUGUUGCCGCGACAAAAUGCCACUGAAAAGUCGAGAAAUUCCGCAAAUGGUGUUUUUCUCUUUUGACGACGCUGUUAAUCCUCAGGUUGCAAACUACUACAGAGAACUUUUUAAUCCACAAAGACUUAAUCCAAAUGGAUGCCCUAUUUCAAUGACAUUAUUUGUUUCCCACCGCAACACCGUGUAUGGUCUUGUGAAAGAGUUUUAUGAAAAAGGAAUGGAAAUUGCCUCCCAUAGUGUAACGCAUAGUCAAAUGAAUACAAAUACAUUCAUCCGUGAGGCGAGGAAACAGAAAGAAAAUCUUUCGAAACGCGCGGGAAUUCCUUCCGGUAAAAUAACAGGAUGGAGAAGUCCCUUUUUGAAGCCUGUAGGCGAUUUACAGCCAUCCGUUUUAAAGGACCUUGGCUAUGAAUACGAUGCAACUCUUACGAUGGCAAAGAAGAGUUUAAACGAUAAAGCUAUUACACCAUUCACACUUGACUUCGGAUGGCCAUACGACUGCAAAAUAAAACCAUGUCCAACAAAACCUCACAAAGGAUUUUGGGAAGUGCCUGUUGUAUCUGUGAAGGAUUAUCUUAAUAAAUAUGACUGUGUAUAUGUCGACGGAUGUAAUAAUCCACCGCCCACGGAAAAGUUGGCGUAUCAAUUUCUUUGGGACAAUUUUCAGAAAUAUUAUACUACAAAUAGAGCGCCUAUGGGCAUUAAUAUGCAUGCGUCUUGGUUUUACUACCCGGACCGAAAAGCCGCUAUGGACAGAUUCAUUAAACAACUUGUUAAACUUGAUGACGUUUACAUCAUCUCAAUUCAGCAAGUCAUCGAAUGGCUUAAAGAACCGACAUCUUUACAACAAAUAAAAACGUUUCAACCUUGGCUCUGUAGUGGGAAUAAAACGACCGAAGCGGUAAAGAAACCAUCCAGUAACAGAUUUACUGACAAAGAUUCGCGCAGGGUAACGUUCCGACCUAAAAGUACCCAUAAUGGUAAUUUCAUUUCCAAUUCACCAUCAUUCGAUCCAAUGCGAUCUUGGCAAACGAGACAGCCGAGAAGGCAACAAUUUUUACCAAGCGCAAUGCCAACUCCGGUACCACCAAUGGUUCCAAACCUUCCAAUGGUACGCUUCUGGUGGCGCCCACCUGGUAUGGUUGGUGUAAAUAGUCAACAACAGCAAGAGCAACAACAACAAACUAUGUUAAGAAGGCAAAGAAUGGAACAGGAGCGAUUACGUAGACUUCAAGCAGAAGAGAAACAAGCUAGACUGAUUGAACAAAAACGUCUAGAAGAAGUAAGACAACGCGAGCAGGCCAAACUUCUUGAAAUUAAACGCCAAGAAAAGUUGAGACAAGAGGAACAAUUACGUCUUCUUGAACAGCAGAGACAAGAGAAGCUUCUCCGAGACGAAAGAGCUAGACAGCUUGAACAGCAACGGCUUCAAAAGCUCAGACAAGAAGAACUGCAACGCCAGGAACAACUUAAACAACAAGAACAAGCAAGGUUGCUGGAGCAGCAACGCCAAGAAAAAUUGAUACAAGAAGAACAGGCAAGACUUCUCGAACAACAACGUCUUGAUAACCUUAGACAAAAAGAACAAGCGAAACUUAUUGAAAAGAAACGGCAGUUAGAACUUCAGCAACUAGAGCAAGCACAAUUACUUGAAAAACAAAGGCAAGAGGAGAUGCGAAAACAGGAGCUUGCAAGACAAGCAGAUAUUCUAAAACGUCAGAACGAAAUAGAAAAACAAAAACAAUUAGAAGAAAAAUUACAUAGACAAACAUCUCUAAUGCAUCAAAAUGUUGCCAGUGUUGAUCAGAUACACCAAAAUGAACUCGGCCAAAAGCAUGUUAUUCCUAGCGGUGAUUUCUUGAAAAGCGAGCCAAAUUUACUCCAAAGCGAAUUUAUGCAACCGGCUGUUUCUGGACAGUCACUUCAAGACGAGUUUCUUCCUUUGCCAAAUGUUAUAGAUACAAGUAUUCACCAAAACGAAUUCCUUCAAACACCUGAUGUUGCAAAUGUACAUAGUCUGCAAAAUGAAUUUCCACCAGUUGUUGAUACAACUGUAGCUGAUGCAGGUAAUAUCAAUCCUCUUCAGAACGAAUUUAUUCAAGCAUCUGGUACUUCCAACAACAACUUACUUCAAAAUGAAUUUAUGCCAGCGCCUGAUAUAACUAAUGAAAAUUUACUACAAAGCGAAUUUAUCCAAUCGUUAGAUGUGAAUAACAAUCCGUCUGGGGCCAUGGUAGUGGAGCAACCGCUUAUUCAAAACAAAAACUCUCAAACCAGUCACAUUGUCAAAGCUACGCAAAUAGAUACUCUCCAACAAGAAGUGAUAGUUACACAACCACCACAGCCAACACAAUCAACUGCUCCAACUUCCACCAUCGAUCAUAACAAAGUCCUGGAGGAAUCAUUUCAAGUAUUUAUUUCCCGCAAAUUGGACGAAAUUCUUCAAUUCCGCCCAAGUGAAAGAACACAUCAAUUGGAACUUUUAAGUAUGGUUGAACUUCGAGCAUUGCAGGAAGAACUAAGAAAUCGCUUGAUAAACAACAAAAAGUCAGGGGAUCCACAAGUCCAUAGUCAAAAUAUCUCUUCACAUUCAGUAAGUGGACAAACUUCAGAAUUAGUGUCGAGUUCUGAGCCGGUGCAAAAUGAAGUACAGCCUCAAAAUAAACCAAUGUUACAAGAAUUUCAUAAGCCAGCUGAAAUACAAAGAACAAAAUUAGACUUUCCUUUACAACAGAUUGUAGUUAAUGAAACUAGAAAGGGUUUAGAGACACACGUUGUUGAACCCCAUCUAUCCGAAAAUACAACCUCAUCAUACACACAGUUCACUACAGAUCAAUCAGUCGUUUAUGAAACACCUACAACAGAAGCGUAUCCAAUUUAUAUGGAUAUUUUUACCACUUCAACACCACAGGCAACUGAAACGCAGGCUGACACGACAAGCAGAAUUCCAUCGUUUUCGACGGAACCCACGACAUUACCAGAAACGACAGCAUCUACUACAUUGUUAGUUGCGAUAACCGAAUUAAUAACAGAAGCAGAGCAAUCAACAACGGAAUCUUCCACAAGUAUACCUUCAACGACGAUUGAAACGACGACAACUCCUCCAAUAACUGUUAAAGCAACAACAACUAGCAUUGUUGAGCAAACAACAACUACUGCUGCUGCUGCUGCUGCAGAAACAACAACACCACAAGAGACGACAUCACAAUUUACAACUACGGAAUAUACGACAACACCAACAGCUACAGAAACAACCACGCAGACAAAAAUAAAACCAACUGUGUCAAAACAAAGAGCCGCAAUAAAUAUAAGACCCAUGUGGACGAUUUCUCAGAAUGUUCAAGUUCCAUGGCAGCGUUGGAUAACCAAAACACCUGUAAUGAUGGAGCCUGAAACAACGACACCAAAGCCAUCUGUAACACGACGACCGGCCCACAAAAUCCAGUUCUUUACGGUAAAAGACCUAGAGAAACAAACUCCAGUGUUCAAUGUCUUGCCUUUCAACUCUGUUGCUACUGAUAAUGAUGCCACUGGAAUUAAGCUCCAACCAACGGCAUUUGUUAAUGUUCCUAAACAUUAUGAUAUAAACGGUGCAAACCAAAGGAAUAUAUUCACAGGUAUAAAUGCUCAUUCGAACCGUUUUUUGUCACCAAUUGUCAUGCCUAUACCUUCUUUAACGCCACAGCCGAAGCUAACGGAAGGACCACGUGCUAAUACACUUGACAACGCAAAACUGGAAAGUAUUAAAUCAAUAGCUUCUCACGUCGAGAAGUUUACAAAUAAAGUUACAAAAUCACAAUACAUGUCGUCAGAAAACGUUUCAUCGGUGCAGGAGUCUGGACGAGUAUCUUCUUCAUCGGAAUGCAUACAAGAAAUAAAUUGUAUGCGUCCGAAUUGUGUGUGCAAGUCUUCCAGUCCUCCGGGAAGCUUAAAAUUAAUAGAAACUCCUCAGAUAGUAUACAUCACUGUAGACGGAAGCUUGAACUUUCACACUUACGGAAAAUUAAGAUCGCUGUUUUCGAAGACAAGACUGAAUCCUAAUGGUUGUCGGAUAAAAGGAACUGUCUUUAUAUCAGAUAUCGGCAGUAGUUAUCGAAUUGCCAACGUACUGAAAACAGACAAUAUAGAGUUGGCGAUGAUGGGCGUAAGCUCUCGGCCGUAUUCAGACCCUGCAAAAUUGAAGCAGGACAUCGUUAGACAGAGGAAACGAAUAGCAGCAAGUGCGAACAUUUCUCCAGGCGAUAUCAAGGGAUGGAGAAGUCCGGGUUUAAGUCCUGUCGGAGAUGAACAAUACAAAAUAAUAGCCAAUCAAAGUUUGUAUGACUCUUCGCUGCUGUUACUACAGGAUACUAUUGAUAAAAAGAUACCUUAUCCCCACACGUUAGAUUUUGGAUGGAUGGGUACGUGCCAGACUGGAACGUGUCCGAAUGAUCAUCAUAGUGGUGUCUGGGAAGUUCCGAUAAUUCCGUUUAAUGGACCUAAAAAUAUGACCGCAUGUGAGUAUAUUGACGCAUGCACAACCCAACCGAGUAACGCGCAGCAAACAGUUGACUAUCUAAUGGAUAAUUUUAAUAAGUAUUAUAAAACAAAUAAAGCCCCGUUCGCUAUAAGACUGAAACAGAUGUGGUUUCACUGGUAUUAUAGAGAAAACUUUUCGGGAUUAUUAAAGUUUUUAGAUAAAAUUUUAAGUCUCGGUGAUGUGUAUAUAACGUCAGUGUCUGAUAUGUUAGAAUGGAUGAAAGCACCAAAAUCAAUUAAAGACGUUAAACAAUUCGCGAAAUGGAAGUGCUAGAUGCUGAGCUGUGAUUUACCGUAUAUUAGCAUUCGAUGGCAAGUGUGUUUGAAAAAAAAAAUGAUGAUGUGUAUGAAAGUACAGUCGUGUUUGUACCAUAACAUACAUCAGUAUUGUUUUUGCAAUCCCGUACCAAGAACAAAGAGUUUGCGGGAUAGGACGGCGGGCUGUCCUUUUAUUGCAAUGUGUUUGUUACUGUUAUGAUAUACUGUGUACAAAUGUAUUUUUGGUAUUUAACUGUUGCGCAUUUAUUUUUGAAAGCGCGCCAUUUUGUGUUCAGUAUGUAUGUGAUUGAUGCUAUAAGCUUGAAGCUUUCUCGCGGUCGUCUGCUUCAUAAAAUACAGGCAAAUUGUUUUAAUUUGUGCACAUAUAUUAUUAUUUAUGCCAUUUUAUGGCAAUCUUUUAGAUAUAUAUAUAUAUAUAUAUAUGAAUGAUAAAUGCUUUCACCUGAAAAAAGUUACCGUUUAUUUUCAAUCAAGCAAAUUUAUAAUAACAUUACAAUAAACCAGCAAUUUAGAAUCGAAAUAACUUAUAGCCGGGAUCAAUUUUUAGUUUCAUUAUAUAGUUCAUUAUAUAAAAGAAAUAUAUACACAAAUAUUUUCAUAACAAAACGAAAAAACUAUACCAAUUUAAAACUUUUUAGAUUCAUAUGUACAAAAUUACAUUUUUGAACUACAUUUUAAAUGAAUGGGCGUAUCAUUUCGCAUUUUAAAGUGUUAUUGCUAACAUGCCAAAAUUCUGGCGAUAUUUUGUCACGAAAUAAUGUCUAGCGACACGCACACAUAAAAACCGCGUCUUAACAUAGAAUGCAUUUCUGACAAGCGCAAAACCUUCAUUUAGUUUAUAAUGUAUGAUGGAUUCAUAUACAUUUUAAACAACCUUUGACGGCUAAAUUGUUGAGUGUUUGAUUUUACACCAAGAAUUUUCGCAUUUAUUUUUUCAUUUAAAUACACAUUAUAACGUGAUGUUCUUUUUAAUGCUUCCAUUACCAUUUGAAAUACAUGUAUUAUUUUUAUUAUCUUUUUAUCAUGCACAUGUACAUACAUGUAUAAUGAAACGAUUACCGACUGCUUUUUCUGUAAUCUUUCGCUCUUUUCUGUUAUUUUUCUGUAUUUAUUAAAUGCAUUAUUUUGUGUGCGUUUUUACUCACAAUAUUUUUUGUUAAAUUACAUUUUAUGUGAGGAACAAUGUAUAUUUGUUCAUAAAAAUGUAAAUGUACAUUUUAUGUUAUGUUGAAGGAAAAACUACAAAGCAGUUUUCUUUUCAAAUAAAAUAAUUUAAAUAUUCA